This is a messenger RNA of Xenopus laevis (African clawed frog), 5504 nucleotides long. It is a transcript of the gene kpna4.L, whose product is annotated as karyopherin alpha 4 (importin alpha 3) L homeolog. Gene Ontology annotation, cellular component: cytoplasm; cytosol; nucleus. The transcript has 17 exons. Gene Ontology annotation, biological process: protein import into nucleus. NCBI's taxonomy places the organism in Eukaryota, Metazoa, Chordata, Amphibia, Anura, Pipidae. Gene Ontology annotation, molecular function: nuclear import signal receptor activity. Bases 350 to 1912 code for a protein of 520 amino acids. The record is from RefSeq and is a predicted model, not a curated record.
AUCUCGUUCAUGCGCAAUGGCACGCCCCCUGUCUCUGGAGGACCAAAGAGCAGCCCGAAAGUUUGCGCAAUCCCGCUCCACCUCGCGGCGGGUAUACAGCCAAUCAACUUCGGGGAUUCCUAUGUGGGCGGGACAGUGUCUCUUCGAGGCUUUCUUGUUACCGGCAUUCCAGCCAAGCAAGAGGGUUCUGAGUUCGGUGUUCUCUUUGGUUUCUCAAGGGACUUUGGCUUUCGGCUGUCUGUUAGUUCAGCCUGUGAGGGUUCAGAGAAGGGCUAGUAGUUAGACGCGCUCUAGUAAUCCAGCACAACAUAUCCGGCAAAGCAGCGGCGAGAGGCCCGGCGCUCCCAUCAUGGCUGACAACGACAAACUGGACAACCAGCGGCUGAAGAAUUUCAAGAACAAAGGCCGCGACCUGGAGAGCAUGAGAAGACAGAGGAAUGAAGUUGUUGUGGAACUGAGAAAGAAUAAGAGAGAUGAGCAUUUGCUUAAAAGAAGAAAUGUUCCCCAUGAAGAUAUUUGUGAAGAUUCUGAUGUUGAUGCAGAUUUCAGAGUGCAAAAUACUUCACUGGAAGCCAUUGUACAGAAUGCAUCAAGUGAUCAUCAAGGCAUCCAGCUGAGUGCUGUGCAAGCUGCAAGAAAACUCCUCUCUAGUGACCGUAAUCCACCAAUUGAUGACUUGAUUAAAUCUGGAAUUUUACCCAUUCUGGUUCAUUGUCUGGAGAGAGAUGAUAACCCUUCUCUUCAGUUUGAAGCUGCGUGGGCUUUGACAAACAUUGCAUCUGGAACAUCUGAACAAACACAAGCUGUGGUUCAGUCAAAUGCUGUUCCACUCUUCUUAAGAUUAUUGCAUUCCCCCCAUCAAAAUGUUUGCGAGCAGGCAGUCUGGGCACUGGGGAAUAUUAUAGGUGAUGGACCUCAGUGCAGAGAUUAUGUGAUCAGCCUAGGUGUGGUUAAACCUUUGCUGUCGUUUAUCAAUCCAUCCAUUCCCAUUACAUUCCUAAGAAACGUUACCUGGGUAAUGGUUAAUUUGUGCCGUCAUAAAGAUCCACCGCCACCUAUGGAGACCAUUCAGGAGAUUCUUCCUGCACUCUGUGUGCUUAUACACCAUACAGAUGUAAAUAUAUUGGUCGACACUGUCUGGGCCCUCUCCUAUCUGACAGAUGCUGGUAAUGAACAAAUUCAGAUGGUGAUAGACUCUGGAAUAGUGACAAACUUGGUUCCUCUUCUGAGCAACCCAGAAGUUAAAGUGCAGACUGCUGCUUUGAGAGCUGUUGGUAACAUUGUUACCGGAACUGACGAACAGACCCAGGUUGUCCUAAAUUGUGAUGCGCUGUUGCAUUUUCCAGCACUGCUGACGCAUGCCAAGGAAAAAAUUAAUAAGGAGGCAGUAUGGUUCUUGUCCAAUAUCACUGCAGGCAACCAGCAGCAAGUUCAAGCAGUGAUCGAUGCCAACCUUGUGCCUAUGAUCAUACACUUGUUGGAUAAGGGUGAUUUUGGAACCCAGAAGGAAGCUGCUUGGGCUAUAAGCAAUUUAACAAUCAGUGGAAGAAAAGAUCAAGUUGCAUAUCUUAUCCAACAAAAUGUUAUCCCUCCAUUCUGCAACCUGCUCACCGUCAAAGAUCCCCAAGUCAUUCAAGUUGUGUUGGAUGGAUUAAGCAACAUUUUAAAAAUGGCUGAUGAGGAUUCUGAAACUAUAGCCAAUCUUAUUGAAGAGUGUGGAGGCCUGGAAAAGAUAGAACAACUACAAAGCCACGAGAAUGAAGAUAUCUACAAACUGGCAUUUGAAAUAAUUGAUCAGUUUUUCUCAUCGGAUAUUGAUGAAGAUUCUAGCCUUGUCCCAGAAACAAUCCAGGGAGGAACAUUCGGCUUCAAUUCAUCUGCCAACGUACCAGCUGAAGGGUUCCAGUUUUAGGAGGAAUGGUUGGAAGUGAGGUACAUUGCAGCACUGAAAACUGGUUUGAUCCAUCAAGCUUGGCUCAUGGGAUCUGCUGCAUUAAAUCGGAGAAAGAAAUGUGAGGACUUCAUUUGGAUGACAGUGUAGAGCAAAUGAAGUCAAGAUGGCGAGUGGAUGCGAGUGAGAGUGAGUGGCAAAUGUAAUGAACACUUCACACCGAAUGCUUAUAUAGGUUGUGCAGAGGAAAAAGGCUACAGGUCAUAGAUCUUCAGUGCCUGAAAGAGAAAUUGAUGAAAUGCAGUACUAUCAUCAUCAAGCCUUUAAGCAUAAAAGAAACACAUGGGUAGGAUGCCCGCACAAGUCCAAGGAGAUUAAGCCCAGGCCUUGCUAAGAAGCUCCGUAUGAAUGGACAGCAUUGAAUGAAUGUCUGGACACCCAGUUGUGAACCCAGGCUCAUUGUUCGAACGCGAGGCUAUUCACUCAUGAUGCAGACUCCCAGUCCUGGAGUGGCGUGUGAACGAGAGUAUGGGUGUGGUGCUGUAUGUGAACGCAUGCAAGCUUGAAUCGCCUUCAAGGGGUUGACUAAACCUAGAAAAUCACAAAAUCAUAAGUGUUACCUUACACUGGACAUAAAAACAAAGACAUGAUUAGCAGCAGAUUUUGGGUUACUCCUCAGCUGGUUUGCUUUCUUUUACUUUUUUUUUUCUUUCCAUUUUUAACUUCUGUUUGUACGGCUUGUAUAUUUUUUUUUCUCCUGCACAUAAAAUAAGGAAAUUGUGAAGGCAACCCUGUGCAUUUGCACCUGAUGAAUGUGUUCCUGCAAAAUGUUCCAUAUCAUCAGAGCUGAUUCGUGUACAAAAUUCUGCAUGGAACCCAGGACUGUCCCUAAAGCUAAAGGACAGCCUUACAGUACAAGGGGAGACCAAUCGAGAGAGAGGAAACCAUGUGGGUUAUUUGAAGCCACCCUUUCAUUUUCAGAGAGAACAUAAUUACUUUGCAUGUUUAAUUUUAGCUACGUUCUGUUGAGUCCUGUACAGAAGUUUCAGUUGUGGUAGAAGCUGUGCGGUGUUUCAAAUACUUUGGUUUUCAACAUUUUUGUUUUCUAUGAAAAUGAUACGGGGAUGUCUAAAUUGAGAAUUGGUGCGUAUGUACUGCUACUUUCAGAUUACUAGGAGGUGUGACUAGAUCUACUCAUGGUAUCAACACCUCUGCUAUGCCGACAGUUUCUUUGUUUUACAACCUUUUUAUCUUUAGAUGUAGGCAGCCGUGAACAAUCUCUUUUGAGCCACUUUAGGGAGAUUAAAAUUGUCUUUUAAAACUUGCAUUCUUUGCAUGCAAGUCUCUUAUAUUUGGAGAACCGCCUCUGCCCUGAGGUAGCGCACACUAAAUUCAAAGCAGCAUUGAUUAUGUUCUAUUAAGAGAUCUCUUUCUAAGGUGGCUCAUUGUUGGAAAUGCUGUGCCUUCCCCUUGAGCACAAGUGUUGCAUGAACAACAAUUUGCUGUUAUUCAGACGCGCAAGGUUAAGCCACCGUUAGCUUAGAUAUAGCGACUUUGUGUUUAAAGUUAAAUGGUCAUUCUGAAACACUGUAGACUGGAUAAAGAUUAUUUUGUGAUUAUAAUUUGUUGGAUUUAGAGUAUUUUUGUCAUCUGAAGUAUGGCUUAAGGUUACAAUUAGAAACGGCAGUAAACUAGCUUGUACAUUUAUUUAUGUAGAAAGCAAGCUAGGCUGUCAUGGGGAAUAAAGCAUAAACCUUAAGAAACAUUCUAUUGGAUCUUUUUUUUUUUUUUCUCUCCCAUUCCCUUUAUCCAUACAAUACCUAAUGAAUCACACAAUGCGUGGGAUUGGAAUAACCACAUCUUUUCAGACAUAUUAUGAUGCACAUGGACUCUUAAUAACCAUUAGUCUGUCAAAACCCCACAACCUUAACUUCGAGCCCUCCUAUUCAUGGGGAUUGUGUAAAAAGUUUGAAUUUUUUUUUUAUGACUCCCAGUAGUUUGAUUCGGAGGCACCAUGGCUGUUGGGUUGUAUUGUUCUGAUCUGUGUACCCACUAAGAGUAAAAUGUGAUCUAAUUGAGAAGGAAAGCUACGAAGCAGUUUAUUGCCAAUAAUUAGUCACAAAAGUGCAAGCUAUAAGACUAUAUUUAUUCUACAGAAUGCUUUACCAUACCUGAGUAAACUGCUCUAGAAGCUCUUGAUUUGCUUAGGAUAGCAGCUGCCAUAUUAGCUGCCAUACAGUGGCAUGAUGUGCUAAUUCAUUUGCAUGCUCACAAUUCUAAAUACAAUAACAUAAGAAAAACCAUCCUGAAAGAUGGAACAGUGUCUAGGAGCAGAGGCCUAAGGAUCCCAGUGAGAUGGUGGGUAACCCUGUGAGUUUUACAGAUCUAGACGUUACACACACAUGUACCUGAGAGAACCUUACAAAAUAGGGAGGGCUUCUUGCAAUUGGGGGGGGGGGGGGUCGAACACACAACAGCUGGAGGGCCACACAUUGGGGCUCAUUUAUCAACACUGGGCAGUAACCCAUAGCAACCAUUCAGUGCUUGGCUUUUUUCAGGCAGCUGUAGGUAGAACAAUGAAUGCAGCAAAUUGAUUGGUUGCCAUGGGUUAUUUUUGCCCAGUGUUGAUAAAUGACCCCAAGUGUAUUUCUUGGAUUUAAAUAUUAAAACAAAGCUCAUUACCCAAAGCAUUUACCCUGACCAACCAUUUUCUCAGGAUGCCCUUAAACCAAACCCUGUCAUGUAUAGUAUCACCUGGUGUAAAUAUCACUGACAGUUGUUCAAUUACAACUUCUUGUAUCCCACUGGCAACAAUAAGCUGCUGGGAGUUGCACAUACUCUCUAGGAUAUUCAUAAAACUUGUCGUCUCUCCUGUAUUCAAUAUAGAUGUUCCGCAUGGAGAGCAUGCAGCUGUGCUCUAAACUAAACGUCUAACAUCAGAGAAUUCACCUUGUAAAUCAGGACUCCAGCUUUUGAGUGUUUGGACUCUACUAAAUAUUUCCUACGCGUGUAACACUUCUCUAAAAGCUUUGCAUUAAAUCUGAUUGACCAUUAUUAUGGCUUCAUUUAAGCAGCUUUAUUCCACAUGGCGUGGGGAUUGUAUCGCUAAAAUAAAGGGUAAGAUAAAAGCUAAACAAUGUAUUUUCCAUUUUCUAUCCAUUACACAGUAGAGAAAGAGCUCACUGUAUGUACAGCAUGUUUUCAUCCUGUAAUUGUAUUUGCAACUGCCAUAUAGACCUACGUAUUUCUCCACAGGCUAUUGACUCUUUGAAUUUGAAUCAUAUGGCAGCUCCCUCUAGAAUUAAAAAUGUAAAAAUAAAAUGGAUUUUCUGUCAUCACUAAGUUAUACCCUUAUCUCUUGGGGGGUGGAGCAAGAUGACUUUCUGUUAGUAGGGUAUAUUUUCCCUUUAAAUGCUUAUAUUGCAUUGGGGUUGUAUUCUGAUUGAAUAAAUAAGCAUUCCUGCAUUAAGGCAGAGUUAUGGGUUUGCUUUGUAUCCUUGCCAAACAAGUAAAAACCCACUGCAACAAAAAGAGGAUGUUUUAAGUUGCUAAGAAGUGUCAUCCAUAAUGUGAAAGUUUAUCUUUGGAAAAUAAAUUUCUUUUGUGAAACCUC